AUGUCUAGUUAUACCGAGAAUACAGAACAGCCACAGGAUAAGCAACAGCAAUUGAUUAACCCACUUCAAAAGAAACUUACACCAGACCAAUUCCAAGCCAGUGUCAAUUUUUAUGAGGCCGACCAUGCGUUGAACAACGCAGAAAGAGAAAGUAUUGCUGAUGAUCUUCAAGCAGUCGUUACUCUGUCUUCAGUAGCCGGGUAUGGACUUGGGAUGGCUGCAUUUGGGUCUCCUACAAUCUAUAGGAAGCUUACGCACAAACCAUCCUUGGUUGCUGGAGUGAAAAAUGUGGGUAUAAUUCAUAAGCCAAUGGUUUCAUUUAUGAUGGGAUUAGCUGCUAUGAUUGUAGCCCAUCAACUGGUGGCUAAAUGGAAGUUUAAUAGCCAAAUUCAACAACUUGAAGGAAAUUCAGAAAAAACUCGUCAACUUAAUGUAUGGAAGACCAUGGAUUAUCAUCAAGCUGGACUUUUCUUCUUAUAUUACAAGCAAUCAUGUCGUGAUUCAUCCUAUAUAAUCAAGGAUCCUAGAACUUAUAGUGAACAUGAAGUUCAAUUCCAUCCAUCUGUUGGUGAAAGGGACCAUUUCACAUCCGCCAUUGGAAUUGGAGCUGCUGCAGGAUCUCUGUGGGACCAAAUAAGAAAGGCUAAUGGUAUUGAUGCUCAUCUUAAAUCAGAAAAAGAUGUAGAACAUGAUUCCAAUGGAAGCGCAUGGGAUAAAAUUAGAAAAGAAGGAAAGGAUUAG
Molecule: messenger RNA, 741 nt
Organism: [Candida] anglica
Lineage: Eukaryota; Fungi; Ascomycota; Pichiomycetes; Serinales; Debaryomycetaceae
Source: the annotation of a GenBank genome assembly